Messenger RNA from Ctenopharyngodon idella (grass carp), 3084 nucleotides. RefSeq lists its product as uncharacterized. Gene Ontology annotation, molecular function: protein binding; cytokine receptor activity. Gene Ontology annotation, cellular component: external side of plasma membrane; membrane. Lineage: Eukaryota; Metazoa; Chordata; Actinopteri; Cypriniformes; Xenocyprididae. The record is from RefSeq and is a predicted model, not a curated record. The coding region runs from base 419 to 2209 and encodes 596 amino acids. Gene Ontology annotation, biological process: production of molecular mediator involved in inflammatory response; cytokine-mediated signaling pathway; immunoglobulin mediated immune response. The transcript is spliced from 10 exons.
AAAUACCACAUUAUAACGAAGACUAAUCUUGUUUAUAUCUGAUCAGUGUUCUGUUUGUUUUCCGUGGAAUUCAUUUGGUGUGCUUUCCUAUCCCUGUGCUAGAGCUAGCCAGUGUGAGCGCGCGCACGUCAGGAACACGCACAGGGUGGGAAUUAGCCAGUGGAACAGCUGAACUGCUGCGUGAUUUCCAGGAAAGUUCGAUACGCCCUUCUGGCGAGUUCCCUGUUAUACUGGCAAAUAGGGAAGUGUGAGGUAGACCAUUAUUUUUCACGGUUUAAACUACUCGUCUGGGCUUUUUGUGCGUUCCUGACUGAACCCAUGUGUUUAAUUUGUCUACAGCGUGGUUAGUUAAAUCGAUUUAUUUCAUUUUUACUUUACGGGCGAGGCAACGAACUGUCAGACAGUUACAGUCAAAAGGAUGUACAGGAUGUUUUCCACAUUUCUUCUUUGUCAGAUCAUCAUCACACUCAUCUGCCAAACACUUUGUUACGAACCCACAGAGAAGGACUUGAAGUGUUUCAAUGACUAUGAGACAGAAAUGAAGUGCAGUUUCGAGUCUGACGGCCUCAUAAGUUGCUCUGGAUACAAACUCAAUAUCACACGUAAUGAAGCAGAUGUGUUAAAAGAAUAUACAUGCAUCUUUGAGAGAAAUCAUCACAGUCCCAGUUGUGAAUGUAAAAUUGAAGUCCAAGGGUUUGUUAUAACAGAGAUAUUCACUACUACACUUCUGGAAGGAACAAACGUUUUAUCAAAUAAAAAAAUCAUGACAAUAGACUUCAUCAAACCGAAAACUCCAGUUUUAUCAAUGCAGAAGACUGAAAAUGGAAAUUUUAAUGUAACUUGGGAUGACAAGUACACAAGUUAUUCUACAGGACAUUUUGUAGACAGUUUGGAAAUACAUCUGAGCUAUAAGAUUAAAGGAGAAGAUGAAACAUUCUCCAAAAAGGUGUCAAAUUCAGUGGGAUUCUUUGAGAUUGUGGGCAUAAAUCUCCCGCCAAACACCGACUACAUUCUGACAGCAAGAAUGAGCACAAACUAUAAUGAACACAAGAUACUGAGUGACCAGAGCGCACCAGUUGAGUUCACCAGCCCCUCAUCUCCAAAUGAUAUAGUCAGAACGGUGGUUCCACCUCUGUGUGUUGGUUUAGUCCUCAUCAUUUGUGCUAUCUUCAUCUGCGUUUUGAGGAUGAAGAAAAAAUGGUGGGACAAGAUCUCCAAGCCAAAAGUAGAUGCCAGUUUUGGAGAAGAGAAGGGUCAUAUUUUGCCUCCUUCCAUUAUGAACUUCUCCACAAUCCAUGUAGAGAUUCCAAAACUGGACUUUCAGGAGGAAAAGAAAUUGAUCUCAGCGUCAUCAGUAGAUACAACCAACGAGAAAAGUUCCCACAGUGUUGAGUCGGCGGCAGACGAUUACGGCCAGGCCGGCUUUGAUUCUGGUAGUGACAAGGAGAAUUGCAGUUCGGUCAACGUCUUAUCACACGUCAAACAUGCCCUGGAUGAGGAUUUAAAAUCCCUUCUUUUUACCAGCAACACACCCAGCAAUCAGGGCACUAUAAUGGAAGUCAAGAGUGUUGGUAUCAGUUCCUCAAGAGAAAACAACCGUGCAAACCGAGAUUCGGGCAACUGCUCUGGCUCAUCGGUUUUUAGCAACAUGACAUAUUUGGAAUCGGCCACUGAUGAUUCUUCAUUCCUGGAGCAGCCGACUUGGGAUCAUUCCUGUCAGUCCGACAAGAAUGAGGUUUUUAGCUGUGAAAACUCAGCUAUGAGCGCUGAUAUCAGCAAGAGCCAGUUUAACUUUCCCACUACAGAUGCUUUGGAAGACGGAUAUCAGUGCUUCAACAGUGUUGUGAACCAGGGAAAUGAUGCAGAUGUUUGUUUGAACCGUUCAGACGAUGUUGAUUGUGAUGAAAAGUUCAUCGUGAAAAAUCUCAUCACUAGUAAAAAUCCACUUUAUCCUUCUCUGUUGCUCCAUGAUGGCAGCGUCACACCUAGUGAUGAUGGAUAUCAAGCUUUUGAAGGCUUAACAAAGAGCACAGAAGGACAGUGGAGCACGAGCACCAGAACCGAACAAGCUCUUGAUGAAUGUGGAGCGCUGAAAUUCCCCCACAGCACUGGCCAAGAUCCCACAUCAACAGUGCAGCAAAGUUUGUGGGCCUCUUCUUUGCAUUUCUCACCCAUUAUUCAAAUAGACACUUCCUAUCAGUCUGUUUAGCUGUGCUGUACACAACUGAAACAUUGAAUUAUCUCUGUAUGUAACCUCUACAGUUACAAAGAAAUAUGGCCAGUAAUAAGAUCUAUGCAAAUGUUCAUUGUUUGUGUAGACUCGAAUUCAAGACCUUCAAUUUAGGUUUCACUGUUUCUACACAAAGACUUUGAGCAGUGCCUAAAAUGCUCGAAGAGGUCAUCAUGGAUUACUAUUCUUGUCUUGACAUUCAUUUUUCUUUAUUAUUGUACAGAAUUUCACACACAAUGCCAAAUGUGACCCUGAGUCACAUUUGCAAAUGCAAAUUUUAAAGGCAUGAUAACAAGGCUAAGACGGUUCUUUUCAUUCUGUGCCAUUAAAACAAAUGAUAGGUAUUUGCUUAUUCAUCUGUACAGUUACAAUAAAUCAUUCCUUUGAAAGUAUCACCAAUAAUAGGAAACUUUAGGUUUAAUAAUUAAAGUUUUGUAUCGCUAAAAAGGCAUUUCUAAGCAUAUAUUUGAUAUCUCAGUCUGUGAAAGAAGGAUUUUUCUUUUGUGCAUUGUUUUUUUUUUUUUUUCUUUUACAAAAACAAGAAAUAGUCUGUAUAUAUGAUAUAUUUAGAUAUAGAUAACACUGUUAUGUUUUGUUUUAAAAUCUUAAACAGGAAAAAACUUAGCUUGGACAGUUCAUAGACAGUACUUGUCAGCCUGUUUAACAAUACUGUCAAACAAAUGAUAGACACGCUUAAAACUUACAUUAUAUUUGUAUGUAGUCUUAUGUAGUUGUUCUGUAUGCCAUUUUGUUUUAACAUACAAACUAAAGCACGCUAAACAUUCUAAAUAAGAGCAAUGUAAAUACACUGCUAUGUUUAUACUUUUCUAAAGUAAAACCUCAGAAUGGUGAAA